This is a messenger RNA of Stereum hirsutum FP-91666 SS1, 1820 nucleotides long. RefSeq names its product alpha/beta-hydrolase. Gene Ontology annotation, molecular function: A2-type glycerophospholipase activity. The record is from RefSeq and is a predicted model, not a curated record. Gene Ontology annotation, biological process: cardiolipin acyl-chain remodeling. The transcript has 7 exons. Gene Ontology annotation, cellular component: mitochondrial inner membrane. The coding region runs from base 112 to 1383 and encodes 423 amino acids. Lineage: Eukaryota; Fungi; Basidiomycota; Agaricomycetes; Russulales; Stereaceae.
UUUUCUCCCUCCGUCACCUCCCUUCUCUCCCAAUUUACCUUCACACUCUUCCCACUAUCUUAAACACCCCUCCUGGCUUCAGCAGCUGCACGCGCCCGUCUCUUCAGACUUAUGGCUACUGCUACUGACCCUCUCGGCGACGGUGCGACAGUCUCACUUCCACCAGCCCGCGAGAUCCCCUCGACGUUCGCUGCAUCGUUCAAAUCUUGGUGGUCAGCUGGAGAGAAGCAGAGCGCACAUAGUGAAGAGCGUCUUCUACGACGCCUACCAUUCUUCAAGUCUUCUUCACAACAGUCUCUCUCCGAGGAUGGUCCGGUCGUCGCCCGGAGUACCCAGGUCGCCCUCGACAAUCCUAAACAUUACCUAAACACCGUGUCCUUCACUCCCACCUCCCCAUCUCACAACGGACCACCACCACCAGUCUUCCUUCACGGAUAUGGUGCCGGCCUCGGGUUCUAUUUCCUCAACUUCCCAACCUUGGCCCAGUGGGUGUCUAAGCAAGGUACACCCGCCUAUGCUCUCGACUGGCUCGGCAUGGGUCGCUCCGCUCGCGUUCCCUUCCGCGUCAAGGCUCGACGCGACGAUAUAGAGGGGAGGGUCGCCGAGGCAGAGUCUUUCUUCGUCGACUCUCUGGAGCAGUGGCGGCAACGAAUGGGGUUGGAGAAGAUGACACUCGUCGGUCACUCGCUUGGCGCAUAUCUCAGCGUAGUUUAUGCGUUGAAGUAUCCCACUCGGGUCAGCAAGUUGGUCUUGCUUUCGCCUGCGGGCGUGCCGAGGGAUCCGAAUAAUACCACGAUGCCUUCGAGGGAGGUGACGGAUGAGCAGAUGAGUGGUUCUGAAGGGCCGGAAGCGGCGACGAGACGGAAUGUGAACGAGGUUAGGCAGGAGCAGGCGGCUCAGAAAAGACAGGAGAGUACGAGGGCCAAAUUGUUCACCUAUCUAUGGGAAGAAGGAUGGAGUCCUUUCCAGGUUGUACGGUCGACUUUGUUCUGGGGACCCAUGCUUGUUGGCAAGUACUCGUCUCGACGGUUCUCGGCGUUGAGCGAAGAGGAGACGAGAGAGAUGCAUGACUACAUUAUGAACAUCACAUUGGCAAAGGGUUCUGGGGAGUACUGCAUUUCCCAUAUAUUAGCACCAGGUGCUCACGCUCGGAUGCCUCUCGUCGAUCGAAUCGCGGCACUCGAUAUCCCAGUCACCUUCGUUUACGGCGAGCAUGACUGGAUGGACCCAGAAGGCGGAGUUCAGUCCAUAGAUAACAUGCGCGCAGCUGGCAAUGAGGAUGGAAGGAUGUAUAUCGUACCCAGAGCUGGCCACCAUGUAUACCUCGACAAUGCGAAGGCCGUCAACAAGCUCCUCAUGAAGGAACUCGACUAUCGUGAUUGAUCGGUACCUCCAUCUCGCUGUCGUCGGAGACCGUGGUAGAGCGUUGAGGGGCCCCGUUCCUCUGUUUGGCUCAACCAUGGUCCCAAGACUUUCACCUUCUUUUUCUCUGGUUGUCGCAUGUUGUGGUAUGGAUAGUGGGGAGUCUCUCAUCGCUAGAUCAUCUUGGGACGUGUACUCGGACUCUAUAAUCUACGAAUGUGUUGUUGUCUUGUUCUCUCUUGUACUUAAUAUGCUUUUAGGUCUACGCUUUAGCGGUUUUCAGUCUGUCUGAAUUCUGCCGCCUGAAGGUUUUGAAUUCUCUAGAUAAUGUGCCUCUGAGUAGGCAGAACUUUGGUGUGGCCCACUACGAUAAUCAUUAGCUGCCGCCGUGCCGGGCGUCGACCUACAGUGUAGGCCCACUCCUUAAUCCGCCAUUCUAAAUUAAUUCAUUUUCUCGC